CAUUUUGGAGGCUAUUUAAGUGGGGAAGAAGGCGGAAAUGGAAGGGUGGCAGGAGAAAGUCAUUCAAUGUUAAUGACCGUUGGGGGAGUUGGGCACCAUCCCAAAUCUUUAAUGCUCUUCCAAUCUCUACAUAUCCAACUCAACUUUACCCAUCAAUGCCCUUCCUCUCUCACUCCGUCAUCGAUCACCACCAUUUUCUUGCUUCUCUUUCUCACCUGGCAUGCUCUUUUGAUGUUAAGUUUCACCCUCAGUCUCUGUUUCUUGCUGCUAGAUUUCAUGCUUUAUUGAUUUCCCUCCAAGAUUGCAAGUUGAAAUCUUGAAGAUCUUUUUUGAGUCUUGACUCAGAGGAUUGAAUGCAUAGAAGCUUUGUAGUUAACGAUAUAUGUAAGAACAAGAUGGUUGGAAGUAUUGAGACAAUGAAUGUUCAUCAGAAUGGAUGGUCUGUUCACAAUGGUAAUGGUCUGGAAGGGAAGCUUGGUGAGCUUCGAAGCCUUCUUGGAAAGGCUGAUGGUGAUCCUCUGAGGAUUGUUGGUGUUGGGGCAGGUGCCUGGGGAAGCGUUUUUGCUGCUUUGCUGCAAGACAGUUAUGGUCAGUUUCGAGACAAGGUUCAAAUCAGGAUUUGGAGAAGGCCUGGAAGAGCUGUUGAUAGGGCCACAGCAGAACAUCUCUUUGAAGUGAUCAAUUCAAGAGAGGAUGUAUUGAGGAGGUUGAUCCGGCGAUGUGCCUACUUGAAAUAUGUUGAGGCAAGGCUAGGUGACCGGACUCUUUAUGCAGAUGAGAUUUUGAAAGAUGGGUUUUGCUUGAACAUGAUUGAUACUCCACUUUGUCCUCUGAAGGUUGUGACUAAUCUGCAAGAGGCUGUUUGGGAUGCAGAUAUUGUGGUGAAUGGUGUGCCUUCAACAGAAACAUAUGAGGUGUUCAACGAGAUUAGUCAUUAUUGGCAGGAGAGAAUCACCAUGCCUAUCAUUAUCUCUUUAGCAAAGGGCAUAGAGGCUGCAUUAGAACCCGUUGCCCAUAUAAUCACUCCCACGCAGAUGAUUAAUAGAGCAACUGGGGUGAGUAUGGAGAAUAUACUUUAUCUUGGCGGACCAAAUAUUGCUUCAGAAAUAUAUAACAAGGAAUAUGCUAAUGCUCGAAUAUGUGGAGCUGAUAAGUGGAGAGAGCCUCUUGCUAAAUUUCUAAGGCAACCGCAUUUCACCGUAUGGGACAACAGUGACCUUAUCACUCAUGAAGUAAUGGGUGGCCUGAAGAAUGUCUAUGCCAUUGGAGCUGGAAUGGUAGCAGCAAUUACUAACGAGAGUGCUACCAGCAAGUCAGUAUAUUUUGCACAUUGUACAUCAGAGAUGAUAUUUAUUACUCAUUUAUUGGCGGAAGAACCUGAGAAGCUUGCAGGGCCUUUGCUGGCAGACACUUAUGUAACCUUGUUAAAAGGUCGCAAUGCAUGGUAUGGCCAAAUGUUGGCCAAAGGGGAAUUGAACAGGGAUAUGGGUGAUAGCAUCAGUGGGAAAGGAAUGAUUCAGGGUGUUUCUGCAGUUAAAGCUUUCUAUGAAAUCCUGAGUCAGCCAAGCUUGAGUGUAUUGCAUCCUGAUGGAAAGAAACCUGUUGCACCUGUUGAGCUCUGCCCCAUCUUAAAAACACUGUACAAAAUACUUAUAUCAAGGGAAAAUUCAUCACAAGCUAUUCUUCAAGCACUAAGGGAUGAAACUUUGAACGAUCCCCGGGAACGCAUUGAGAUUGCACAAAGCCAUGCUUUCUAUAGGCCUUCUCUUCUUGGCCAGCCUUGACAUUUUCAUUGCUAUGAAAGUUAUUAUUUAAUAAAAUAUAUAAAAGAAAUUGUUAUAUGAACAUGAACCAAAACAUACUGAUUCUGUAAUGAAUAUUUCAUCAUCUAAUAGUGUGAAAAGCCUAUGGUAAAUCAGUUCCAUCUUUGCUUUCAA
Hevea brasiliensis (rubber tree) is the source of this 1937-nucleotide messenger RNA. Its product is annotated as glycerol-3-phosphate dehydrogenase [NAD(+)] GPDHC1, cytosolic. The record is from RefSeq and is a predicted model, not a curated record. The coding region runs from base 354 to 1784 and encodes 476 amino acids. Gene Ontology annotation, cellular component: cytosol; glycerol-3-phosphate dehydrogenase (FAD) complex. NCBI's taxonomy places the organism in Eukaryota, Viridiplantae, Streptophyta, Magnoliopsida, Malpighiales, Euphorbiaceae. Gene Ontology annotation, molecular function: NAD binding; glycerol-3-phosphate dehydrogenase [NAD(P)+] activity. Gene Ontology annotation, biological process: glycerol-3-phosphate catabolic process; carbohydrate metabolic process. The transcript has 6 exons.